Messenger RNA from Neocloeon triangulifer, 4070 nucleotides. RefSeq names its product voltage-dependent calcium channel subunit alpha-2/delta-3 (gene stol). Gene Ontology annotation, cellular component: voltage-gated calcium channel complex. The transcript is spliced from 23 exons. Gene Ontology annotation, molecular function: voltage-gated calcium channel activity. The record is from RefSeq and is a predicted model, not a curated record. NCBI's taxonomy places the organism in Eukaryota, Metazoa, Arthropoda, Insecta, Ephemeroptera, Baetidae. The coding region runs from base 428 to 3835 and encodes 1135 amino acids.
UUCUUGAACUUACGGCGUGCUCUAUCGCGAGUUGCCCUCGACCGAAAUGUACCCAAGAUCAUGAUUGUCAAUUGCUUGGAGGGCUCUGAUUUUUUAGUUUAAAUUAGCUUUCCAUUAAAGUGAGAGAGCUUUGGAGACAACGAGCAGCUGGAACGGGCGGCGCAGGAGCUGGAGAGCCUCUUGGGCGGCGUCAUCGCGGGCAUCGAGGGCCACAAGCGGCCCUGACCGAAAAAAAGACCAUUCAUUUUGAACAAUUGUGAUUCUUUAGCAAUAAAGUAGCGAGUAUAACAGAAAGUGGCGAGCGUUGUAGAAAAAACACCUGCCCUUGAGUCUCGGGGCUGCUAGGGGUGGGGGCGCGUGCGCCGCGUAAAGGGAGUACGCGUAGUGGUGCUCGGGCGAUAGUGAAUCAAUACGGGAUGAGGGCCUAAUGGAGGCGACCCGCUGGCUGUGCUUCGUUUGCCUGCUUCUCGUGGGCCCCAGUGCCCAGGACGAGGACAUUCCCCACAAUGAGGUCAAAAACUGGGCCCUCAAAUUCGGAGUCGACCUCUGGGAGUUUGGUCGCCAGUUCACAAAAAUGAAUGAGCUGCAAAGAAAAUACCAAGACUUCGAGGCCACCGUAAUACGUAAGGAUGGCUUGCUGCUCAUCCGCGAGCUGGCGGCAGAGGUCCAGAACAUGAUGGACAUCAAAAUGAACGCCGUCCUUCGCAUAAUGGACUCGGCGGAGCAGGCGGCGCUGACAAAACACACGUCGGCGUCCACCACUUUCUUGGACGCUCAGCGCCUCAACGCCAAAGACAACCGUGGCGCCAACGAGGUGAAACUGGUGGCCGGGCCUGCGGCUCACUUCGGAGGACUGGCUGUCAACACCACCCUGAGUGCAGUACUGCUUCCAUCUACUGUCGACCUGAAGGAGGCGGAGAGCGCCGUUGCCUGGUCAGAGCUGCUGGAGCCGCUCUUCGUCAACAACUACGAGUCCGACCCGGCGCUUUCAUGGCAAUACUUUGGAAGUUCAGCAGGAUUCACUCGACUCUAUCCAGCCGUUCAGUGGCCAACAGAGCCUCCGGACUCGAGAUCAAACGCCUGGUAUGUAGGCGCAGCCACCAGUCCGCGGGACGUCGUCAUUCUUUUUGACGCGUCUGGGUCCAUGGCUGGAGAAAAGCGCUCGUUAGCCCUUGCCACAGCAUCUGCGAUCCUCGACACGCUUGGCGCCAAUGACUUUGUUAAUGUAUACCGCUUUGCCGAGAACACUCAGGAGGUUGCUCCUUGCUUUAAAGAUUUGCUAGUUCAGGCAAAUUCUGAGAACGUUAGAGAACUUAAGUCGGCUAUGAGUGGAGUUAGGCCGGAAAAUAUAGCGAAUUUUACAGGGGCACUUGUUACAGCUUUUGAAAUUCUCCAUAGGUACAAUCGAACUGGGCAGGGAAGCCAGUGCAACCAGGCCAUCUUCCUAAUCACAGAUGGGGCUCCGAGCGAGUUCAAGGAAAUCUUCAAGCAGUACAACUGGCCCCACAUGCCAGUGCGCGUUUUCACGUACUUGAUGGCCCCGUCGGGAGGCUCUGGUGCUGAGCUUAACUGGAUGGCCUGCAACAACAAGGGUUAUUUUGCAAGGGUGAGCAACAAGAAGGAGGCGAAAGAUGCUGCUUUACGUCACGUUGAAGUUCUAGCUCGGCCAUUGGUGCUAUAUCAGAACAAUCACCCUUUAUAUUGGUCACCAUCCUUUGUAGACGUCAAACGCCAGUGCCUGGCUCCUCAUCCAGAGUGCCCGAGGCCAGAGCUCAUGACGUCUGUAGCAACUACAAUUUUUGACCGUAGAAACUAUUCAGUUCGCACAGCGCAACUUUUAGGAGUGGUAGGAACAGAUGUCCCUAUUAGUGAGAUACAAAAAAUGGUGCCACCCCAUAAGUUGGGAGUAAAUGGAUACGCUUUCAUGGUCAACAACAAUGGACAUGCGUUGUUCCAUCCUGAGCUGCGUCCCCUUCCUCAGCCCCCUGGUUCUCGUCCCGAGUACAGCUCGGUUGACUUGGCCUUGCUGGAGCUAGUGGAGGGUGAGGGCGCGCUCUACGAGAAUCACUCUCUUUUAAAUGAUUUGCGAAACGAUCUUAUUAAUCAGAAAGAGGGUGAAGCUGAAUUGACAGUUCUUGUGCAACAGGACAAGAUGCUACGUCAUAAACAGAGACGAGUUGCCUCAAGAAGGCAAAAAUAUUUCUACAAGGGCAUUGACGGCACUCCGUUCACCUUGGGCAUCGCUUUGCCCGAGGGUUACGGAAUGCACGAAGUUUUAGCUGAGCAGGAAAUUAAGCUCAGCAAAGUCAAUGUCACCGACUUCUUUAAGGGCGCCGAUUGGAAAGUUCAUCCUGAUUGGGUGUACUGUGAAUACAACUAUGCUAAUGAACAGCCCUUCAGCACACCUGAAGAUAGGGUAUUGCACUUUUUGAGCCGAACUUUGCAACCGGGCUGGAAAUGGAUGUCGUUGAGACCUCGUUCACCUUUAAAAGAUAGGGAACCAGCAGGACAUAAAAAGAUGGACCGAGAUUCAUACUACUGCGACAAGAACUUGCUGCAGUCGCUCGUUUUCGACGCAAUGGUCACCGAGAGUCUGGAGAGGCCCUCGUCCAGGGGCAAAGAGAACAAACAGCAAGGCUAUCAGAUGUUUGGUGUGGCGAUGACUUUCGUGGCCACUCGCAGCGGUCUGAUGAGGUGGAAGGACCACUCGGACCCCAUACCAGACCAGCCGCACUUCAGCGAAUCAAACAUGAGGUCUCUGGAUGAGGUUUGGUACCAAAGGGCCGUCGAGCAACACGCUGUUGAGCCAGACAGUUUUGUCUUCUCGGUGGAAGGAGAGUCGGACAAGGGUGCGCCUCUUGUCACAGCCAGUCAUGCCGUUUUUGUCGAGCACAAGGGCCACCGAGCGCCAGCAGCAGUUGUUGGUUUGCAGUUUAAGCAAACUGCCCUCACCUCUCAUUUCAUCAACAUAACUUCAACGUGCCAAGGAUAUCCGAAUUGCCGAAAGACUUGUGCCUCUGAUGAACUGGACUGCUACGUUUUGGACAAUAAUGGAUUUGUGAUUCUGUCGGAAUCCCCUGAGCACUCGGGAAAAUUCUUUGGCACGCUGGAUGGGACAAUAAUGGACUCAUUGGUCCAGGAUCGCAUUUUCAAGAGGGUUCCUAUGCAUGACUAUCAGGGCGCUUGUCACGACACUCGAACAACUUCGACAGACGCUGCUCCAAAACUUUAUGCGCCCCACCGGCACCUGAGUGCAAUUUUCCAGUGGGCAGGAGCCAAAGCGCUGUGGAUGCUGUCCAGCCUGAUUGCUCCCACUUGGUCGAUGCCAAUUCCUCAGGAAGAAGACGACUACGAAGAUGAAGAAAUUGAGUUUCCACCCGAGCCGAUGACUCCUGCGCCGCCACCUAAGCCCACAGCACCUGUACCCAUGGGACCGGCAAGGCCGUGCGAGAAGCGCUCGGAUCUCUACGUGUUGCAGCCAGAGAGGCUCAACACUAGUGGGUCAUUCAACCCUUUGAAGGGAAAACUGACCAACUGCCACGUAACUGGCUGCGAAAGGCCAUUCAGUGUGCAGAAGAUUCCUCACAGUAAUCUAAUCCUGCUAGUAGUCGACACACUCUGCCCGUGCGGCUCCAAGCAGCUGUUCAUCACACCCCAAGAGGUGCCACCGUCGGCCACCUGCCCCAAAGAAUCUCUCUUCCGCCGACGACCACAGACAUGUGUCAACUACCACCCAGAGGAAAUUGAAAUUAAGGUUUGCGGGAGCUGCACGGCUUUGAGAGCCUCACUUCUCUUCUGCCUUCUAACCUCGGCGUGGCUGAUGGUGGUGAGCUGAACUACAUAUCAAGCGAGUGUGAUGACUUUGUCUUCCAAGUGUUGGCCCGCGGGCCCUCGGUCACGGGACAAUAAAAGCGAUAAUAAUUUUUAACUCUAGCAAAAUGAAUGGGUGCACCGCGCGAGUGAGUCGUUGUUGUUGUUGAGUGCUGCCAAUUACAAUUUAAUCGAUUAAUAGUCUCUGUACCUCAAUUAAGAAAAAUUAAACAAAUGCCACACUAUUAAUUAUCACUAUG